GGGUUGAGCAUGUAGGCUUGCGUGAGUACAAACGUCAACCCCUUCGUGGCUUUAUGAAAGCCGAAAUCCUUAUGUGAGCAGAGCAGCUGUUUAAAACCCAGUUUGUUGCAGACGAGAACCGGGCUUGAACACGGUUUUGUCUCUUCACCGCAUUCAGGUCGGCUUGAGUUAUCCUUAAGCUUCAAUCUAUCUGUAUCCCCCUUCCUCGUGCGCACACCGCUUCAAAACACAAACCACGGGGACGAGCCAACGGACGUAACGUUAGCCGAGAAGGGAAGUGGAUCUGUCUUCUCUUUCAUCAGACAGAUGCUCCCAGCCGCCCAGCUUGACAGGAGUGAUGGGAUGUGUCAACUAGAUGAGGCAGCCCUAGACGAUGUAAGCAGACUGAAGGGUUUAUCUGCAGUGUUCACAUUGGAGCGAAGCAAAGGUGGCACAGAGGAAGAGCAGGAGGAAGACACAAGAAUGGGCGUGGGGAAGAAUACUACCUCCAAGUCAAUGGACAGCAACAGUGAGGGUGGAAAACUUGAAGAGGAGGGCAAGCAUGGCGCAGAUUUCUACCCUAUUCCGGUGAUAGUAAACGGCUUGGGCGGUGCCAGUGGAGACCAGGAUACUGAAAACACAGAGCUCAUGGCCAUCUACACUAAAGAUAAUCAAGGAGCAGAAAAGAGCUCAAUGUCUGAGACGUUGGACAGCACCGAUAGUAUGGACGCAAAGAGGAUGGACAUGAUCUAUACGAUUGAAGAUACCCCACCUUGGUACCUGUGUGUGUUCUUGGGCUUACAGCACUAUCUGACAUGUUUCAGUGGCACUAUUGCCGUGCCGUUCCUCCUUGCUGAGGCCAUGUGCGUCGGUUUUGAUCAGUGGGCCACCAGUCAGCUCAUUGGGACCAUCUUCUUCUGUGUGGGAAUCACCACUCUUCUACAGACCACACUGGGCUGCAGAUUGCCCUUGUUCCAGGCCAGCGCUUUUGCAUUCCUCGCACCAGCCAGAGCCAUCUUGUCACUGGACAAAUGGAAGUGUAAUACCACAGAAGUUCCAGUAUUCAACAGCACAGAACUCCUCAACACAGAGCACAUCUGGCACCCCAGGAUACGAGAGAUCCAAGGGGCUAUCAUUGUGUCGUCCCUGGUCGAGGUAUGUAUCGGAGCACUGGGUCUGCCCGGGAUCGUGCUGAAGUUCAUCGGACCUCUGACCAUCACCCCCACCGUAACCCUUAUCGGCCUGUCUGGUUUCCAGGCUGCGGGGGAGAGAGCUGGAAAACACUGGGGUAUUGCUAUGUUGACUAUCUUCUUGGUGCUGCUCUUCUCUCAAUAUGCCAGAAACGUUCACUUCCCUCUCCCGGUCUACAAAGCCAAGAAAGGCUGGACUUCCUACAGGCUGCAAGUCUUCAAAAUGUUUCCUAUCAUCAUGGCCAUCCUGGUGUCAUGGCUGCUGUGUUUCAUUUUCACUGUGACUGAUGUUUUCCCGCCGGAGGUAGACAAGUAUGGCUACUACGCCCGCACAGACGCACGUAAAGGAAUCCUUGCAGCUGCACCGUGGUUUAAGAUUCCAUAUCCCUUCCAGUGGGGCUUUCCUACUGUAACAGCUGCAGGUGUGAUCGGCAUGAUGAGUGCAGUGGUGGCCAGCAUCAUCGAAUCCAUUGGAGAUUACUACGCCUGUGCACGUCUCUCUUGUGCUCCUCCACCUCCCAUUCACGCCAUUAAUAGGGGGAUAUUUGUAGAGGGUAUUUCCUGUGUGCUGGAUGGUCUUUUUGGGACAGGAAAUGGCUCUACAUCCUCCAGUCCAAAUAUAGGCGUCCUGGGAAUUACAAAGGUGGGCAGCAGACGUGUUAUUCAGUACGGAGCCGCCAUGAUGCUGCUGUUGGGGCUUGUGGGUAAAUUCAGUGCCCUGUUUGCCUCUCUGCCUGACCCUGUCCUGGGAGCGCUGUUCUGCACCCUGUUUGGCAUGAUCACAGCGGUGGGACUUUCCAACCUGCAGUUUGUUGACCUCAACUCCUCCAGGAACCUCUUUGUUCUGGGUUUCUCUAUCUUCUUCGGUCUGAUGCUGCCGAGCUACCUUAAACAGAAUCCGCUGGUCACCGGCAUAGUUGGGAUUGACCAAGUGUUGAACGUGCUCCUCACCACUGCCAUGUUUGUCGGAGGCUCUGUCGCCUUCAUUUUAGACAAUACUAUCCCUGGCACCCCUGAAGAACGAGGCAUCGGGAAGCUGAAACGUGGCGCCGGCCUCAGUGUAGCCGAACUGGAAGGGAUGAGAUCGUAUGAUCUGCCGUUUGGAAUGGACUUUAUCCGUAAAUACCCCAUCUUCAAGUACAUCCCUAUCAGCCCCACUUUUCAAGGCUACCAGUGGGGGAGAAUACGGGAAGCCUGCAAGCGCAGAAAAGGACAUGGGGAUUCGGCGAAAGGGGGAGGAGUGGGAGGGGAGGGAGGCACAGCACUAGGGGAGAGUCGGGUAUAGCAAACGGGCUGAUGCAACAAAAUCUUAAAUGUUGCUGGAAUGUGGGGAACAAGGGAUGGUACACUAAAAGGAUGGGAGAGUGGAGGACAGAAGCAGUGGAUGAUUCGGGAUUGUGUGGAAGAAAAGGGGAUGCACCAACCCCCUCGUCAGUAUGCGAUUUAUUUUUAAUUUUUUUGCUUUAGUCAGUCUUUUCCCACUUCCCACUAUGCUAUUUUAGGCAUGCUAUUGCAAGUCACAGCAUGCUAUAAAAUAUGUUGCCAUGCAGAGGUUACUUGGUGUGUGUCCAUGUGGGUAUGCAACAAGAGAAUUAACAGGUUUGUGCAAACAUUUAUUUGCACUUUAAUCCAGAAAGAGACAGGUGGACAUUAAACAAUCAAAGCUAACUGCCCAAUUCUAUAAAACAUAUUCUGCACAGUAGAUUUGAUUUUAUUAAUUGAGGAUUAUGCAAAUUCUGUUAGAAUUUCCUCUAAACUCGUUAUGCAACCACAUUAGAGGCACACAUAUGCUCACACACCAACAGCCUUACCAAAACUAGCUGGAGCGCUACAACGCACGUCUGGAUCAUGCAGAUUGAUGGACGUGGUUUGUCAGGUUCCCUUACCCAUGCAAAGUGAUUGUGAAAAUUUAUUUUUGCACUGCGUACAUGCCUACUGAGUUCAAAGGCAGAAUGUCUUUCUGCAGCUCGCACCCCCAUUUCUUCAGUAAAACUCCACCGAGACCUGUUUAGCAGCACAUCACAUCCACUCAUCACACGCUAAAGAAACUCACAUCCCCCAUUUUUUCAUUUUUUUGUUUCCAUGUAGUAGAGUGCUAAUAUUCACAAGAUCUCAAAUUUAACCCAGUUUACAUGUCUUUAAUGUGUCAGUAUUAUGCAUCAGUUACUAACAGGACAUUUCCUAAACACACCCCUGUCUCAUGUGGCUGUCAAAUGGAACUUGACUUGUUUUUCUUAAUUGUGGAACUAGAUUAAAGUUUUAACCUUUUUUUUUUUAAACAUGCUUAUUUUACUUCUAACACACAAACGCACUUCUAAAACGAAAACCGCUUUAAUUAACAAUACGCCGUGAUGUUGACAGCCGUGCAUCUGCAAAAGCCACAUUAAUGGUAAUAGUACAUACAUACUAAAACAAAGGAGGAUAAAAUGUUCUUCAUCCAGUGAAUUCAGAUACCUCUGAUCCUCUGUGUGCAUCUUCUCUCCCAGGAUGCUUUUAGCAGUAAUGUGUGUUAAUGUAGGACCAACACAUACAUAAUCCACCCCGGCCACUAUCCAAACCCACUUGGUAUUUCCAUCACUGUGUCCCUUACAUAACUGUACUGAAAGUAAAGCUGGUGGUUUGUUUGGAUAUGGAUUGUUUAGAUGUUAUAAUAGGGGUUUGAGAGAGUGUAAAUGUCAUAUUUAUACAAUUUUGUUCUUUGGGUCGACUCUCGGGAUGCAGUCGUCAUUGAAAAUGUUCUUAUUUAAUGAUGACUAAUUCCCUAACAUUCCUCCUCCUCACAUCCUCGGUCACCCAUACGCCUCCCACUCUAAUGCCACUUUAAUUAACUGCUGUUUGUCUAGUAACUGUUCAUAUCUGUUGUAGAUCAUGCUGUGGCGGCAGAUUUAGCUGAGUAACUGAAUAUUUCGGAGCAUCAGCAGCCUGUAGUUUAUUUACCCAGGUGUGACCCUGCAGCGAGUAUCUAACUUGACCACAAUGUGUGCCUCUUGUUUUUUAAUGGAAAACAGCCAUUUAAAAAAACACCAUAAAAGAGUUUGGAGAAUUAUAAUCUUAGUAAAUGUCAAAAUAAAAAGUAGCACAAUGAGAAAGAUAACUGCUAAAACAAAACUACUAAAUUUGUUGCCCAGCUGAGAUUUUUACUAAACCAAAAUGUAAAAAGCUCUUUAUUUAUAUUUACUCCUUAUUGAUCUCUUACCACAUACCAAAAUUUUUCUUAAAGCACUGGCAUUUGUCGCUAUUAGGAAAUUUGUUUGAAAUCUCAUCCUGAAUUUCCUUGCUUUUUAUCUGUUUUGGUAAAGCUAUUUAUUUAUUUAUGAUCAGAGGGUCGAUGUUAAAUGAUUGCUUGAAGCAGGUGUCUCUUGAACAAUGUGGUUCGUAUAUUUAUUAGUUUACUUGUUCAUGCCCUGUAAUGAGCAGAAUGAUGAUAUUGGACCGCCCUCUACUACAGUGGGUUUAGAAACUCACCUGGGGGCAGAAGCUUUUUCUAAAGAUGGUUUCUAAUGUGAGCUGCUUCUAUUUCAUUCCUUUUGUAUCAUGAUGUUUUA
Molecule: messenger RNA, 4714 nt
Organism: Etheostoma spectabile (orangethroat darter)
Lineage: Eukaryota; Metazoa; Chordata; Actinopteri; Perciformes; Percidae
Gene: slc23a2
Product: solute carrier family 23 member 2
Exons: 16
Coding region: 307-2454 (715 amino acids)
Biological process (GO): transmembrane transport
Cellular component (GO): membrane
Molecular function (GO): transmembrane transporter activity
Source: RefSeq, a predicted model, not a curated record